Jaculus jaculus (lesser Egyptian jerboa) is the source of this 2267-nucleotide messenger RNA. It is a transcript of the gene Entpd3, whose product is annotated as ectonucleoside triphosphate diphosphohydrolase 3. Bases 73 to 1662 code for a protein of 529 amino acids. Gene Ontology annotation, cellular component: plasma membrane. Lineage: Eukaryota; Metazoa; Chordata; Mammalia; Rodentia; Dipodidae. Gene Ontology annotation, molecular function: UDP phosphatase activity; GDP phosphatase activity. The record is from RefSeq and is a predicted model, not a curated record. Gene Ontology annotation, biological process: nucleoside diphosphate catabolic process. The transcript is spliced from 11 exons.
CCCGCCUCGGCCACCCCCGCGGCGCCCGUCGCCUUUCUCCAGCCGCAGCGCAGCGCACAGCUGGGAGAAAAGAUGUUGGCGGUGAUGACCCGGCAGCCCUGCGAGCAAGCAGGCUUCAGGGUCCUCUCCCGAACACCAGCCAUCAUCACCUUGGUGGUCCUGCUGGCGAGCGUUGUGGUGCUCGUGACCAUCACACUCAUCCAGAUCCACCACCCUGAGGUCCUCCCUCCAGGACUGAAGUAUGGGAUCGUGUUGGAUGCCGGGUCCUCCAGAACCACCGUCUACGUGUAUCAGUGGCCAGCAGAGAAGGAGAAUAAUACAGGAGUGGUCAGCCAAACCUUCAAGUGCCGCGUGAAAGGCUCUGGGAUCUCCAGCUAUGAGAAAAACCCUCAAGAUGUCCCCAAAGCCUUUGAGGAUUGCAUGGUCAAAGUGAAGGAGCAGGUUCCCACGCACCUGCACCGAUCCACUCGCAUUUACCUGGGAGCCACGGCUGGGAUGCGUCUGCUGAGGUUGCAAAAUGAAACAGCAGCUAAUGAAGUCCUUGCGAGCAUCCAAAGCUACUUCAAGUCCCAGCCUUUUGAUUUUAGGGGUGCUCAAAUCAUUUCUGGGCAAGAGGAAGGGGUGUAUGGAUGGAUUACAGCCAACUAUAUAAUGGGAAACUUCCUGGAGAAAAACCUGUGGCACACGUGGGUGCAUCCACGCGGCGUGGAGACCACGGGAGCCCUGGACUUAGGAGGCGCCUCCACCCAGAUCUCCUUCGUGGCAGGAGAGAAGGCAGGGCUAAACGACAGCGACAUCGUGGAGGUGACUCUGUAUGGCUAUGGGUACACACUCUACACACACAGCUUCCAGUGCUACGGCCGGAAUGAGGCCGAGAAGAAGUUUCUGGCAGCACUUCUGCAGGGCUCUCCCACUGAAGCCACCGUCAGCAACCCCUGCUACCCUCAGAACUACAGUGCCGCCUUCACCUUGGGCCACGUGUUUGGCAGCCUAUGCACCGAAAAACAGAGGCCAGAAAGUUACAGCCCCAACGACAUCGUGACCUUUACAGGAACCGGCGACCCCUGGCUGUGCAGGGAGAAGGUGGCUUCCAUAUUUGACUUCAAAGCUUGCCAGGACCGAGAAGCUUGUUCCUUUGAUGGGGUUUACCAACCUAAGGUUCAAGGGCCGUUUGUGGCUUUUGCAGGGUUCUACUACACAGCCAGUGCCUUCAACCUGUCGGGGAGUUUCUCGCUGAGUGCCUUCAACUCCAGCAGCUGGGAUUUCUGCCAACGCACUUGGAGUGAGCUCCCAUCUCUGCUCCCCAAGUUUGAUGAGGUGUAUGCCCGCUCCUACUGCUUCUCAGCUCACUACAUUUACCACCUGCUCGUGAAUGGGUACAAGUUCACAGAGGAGACUUGGCCUCAAAUACGUUUUGAGAAAGAAGUGGGGAACAGCAGCAUUUCCUGGUCCCUCGGCUACAUGCUCAGCCUGACCAACCAGAUCCCAGCUGGAAGCCCCCUGGUCCGCCUGCCCAUACAACCACCCGCCUUUGUGGGCAUCCUGGCCUUCUUUACCUCAACUGCGUUGCUGUGCCUGGCACUUCUUUUGUACCUGUGCUCUCAGUCCAGGACAAAGGAACGCUCCGAGCAUGCCUUCGACCACACGGUGGACUCCGAGUGACAUUUCCAAGAAGGUCCUGGAGUCCGUGGCUGGCUGCCUGCAACCCGCCUGGGUGGCACCAGGCAGUCAAGGAAGGUGGCCACCUUCAGGGAUGCGCUACAGUGAAAUACCCAGGUGGUAUGCCUCUCAGGUACUGAUUCCUGCCAAAACACCUCUUGGGGUGUCCCUCGAUGUCCUUGUACAGCCUGAUCCUCCAGACACCUCCCACCUCUGAUGUACUAGGGACUGAGGAAAGACAGACUGGUAUCAAGGAAGGUCAGGGCUCUCAUCCUACACCCACCCCCAGAGGAAGUUGAGAAUAUAAUAAUUGAACGUGGAAAACUCAACCUCAACAUCCUCCUAACAAGACGCUCAGUAAGCUCGGAUAUCUCACUUUAUGGCUUUUCCUGUUGGUGUUUAAGAAGACUUUCUUUCAGCAGUCCCAUAAGCCCCACUGGUAUUGCACCCCCUCACACUGGUAGCAUGCAGUACCGAGGGGAGACGACUCCUUUGUGUUUUGUUUGAUUUAGAUACAGAGAGAGAAAGAAAGAGGAAAGACAGAGAAUUGGAGAGAGAGAGAAUUGACACACCAGGGCCUCAGCCACUGACAUCAAACUCCAGAUGCU